Molecule: messenger RNA, 4916 nt
Organism: Thunnus maccoyii (southern bluefin tuna)
Lineage: Eukaryota; Metazoa; Chordata; Actinopteri; Scombriformes; Scombridae
Product: up-regulator of cell proliferation-like
Exons: 11
Coding region: 194-3874 (1226 amino acids)
Molecular function (GO): zinc ion binding; protein binding; GTP binding
Source: RefSeq, a predicted model, not a curated record
GCCACCAGAGUCAACCACCAGUGGAUUUGAGAGCUUGAGGUCUGAGCAGUCCAAUGAUGUCCCUCUUAAGUUCAAAGGCAAACAAUUGAAGCCACCAGAGUCAACCACCAGUGGAUUUGAGAGCUUGAGGUCUGAGCAGUCCAUUGAAGUCCCUCUUGUUUUCAAAGAUAAACAAAAAGGCAGCCCAUAUGGGAUGCCCCAACCUUGGGGUGGACAUGUGAUUUGUCCUAUUGACCCACCCAGGUUUAAAGCUCAAUGUCCUCCAUCUGCUGUGUAUCCAGUACUAAGAACUGAUCAUAGAGGCCCUGAUGACGUUAUCCAUAGCAGGAUGAAGGAUAAACCUCAUACAUCUUCUGGAUAUGUGUCAGACAUGUCUGACGUUUCACAGGAUAAGCUGUAUGAUUUCAAAGGCAAACAUCGGGACUAUCCAGGGACAGCAGAAUCCCACAUCUCGUCUGACACAUCCAACUACUCUGGAUCAAGGGAUUCCCAAUAUGAUGAGGAGAUGGUUCUGCCUGAUGACAUAGAAGAAGAGGUGAUUUGUGACAUUUGCUGCCAAGCUCCAGCUAUGAAGAUCUGUCUGACCUGUAACAUUUCCUACUGCGAGUAUGAUGUCCGGCAGCACUACACAGUGAGUGCUCUGCAGAGACACACACUCAGAGAUGUGAGUGCUGAAGUCGAGGGUAAACGAUGUCAGCACUACCAAGAGCCUCUAGAUGUAUUCUGCAGGACUGAUCUGAUGCCGAUCUGCAGCACAUGUGCACAGGGAAGUCACAGAGGACACGACAUCAUCUUGCAGAAGAUGCCACAUGCAGCAAGACAGAUGUCUAGAGCUGACGAAACCCAGGUCCCUGGACUACUUGAUACAGUGGUGCCCCCUCCUGGUAAGAUCAAGUUCCUGUCAGUAAAGCCAAACUCUGUGAUGCUGAGCUGGGGAUGCCCAGCAGGACUAGAGGGACCUAAGAGCUUCAGAGUAGAGUGGAGAUCUUCUAAGAGGGAGGAAGAUUAUAUAGUCAUCAAAGAUUUUCUUAGAAUUGAAAUAAACAACCUUCAACCAGGACAACAAUAUUUGUUCAGAGUGGCCACAGAGGACGAGGAUGGCAAAUUGAGUGAAUGGGUCAAAGAAUCUGUUUUCACAGCGGUACCAGCUCCUCGACACUUAACAAAAGAGCAUACAGAGGCCAGGGCUGUGUCCUUGAAAUGGACCAUGGGAGACAAAAUGGAGCAAAUUCCACAUCGAUUCCUUAUAACUGUCACAAGUCCGGGGAAAGAGUCGCAGGGAAUACACUCCGUAGACUGCUACAAGAUGUUCUCUGACUUAGAGCCAGACACAGAGUACACCAUCUCUGUCUCAACAGUGCUCAACAACCAGUACAGUGAGCCAGUCUCCACAACUAUACAAACAGAUCCAUGUCUCAUGGAGGUGCUUUCAAAAAUCGGACUUGAAGAUCAGUAUGACAACAAGCUCACACUAAGCACGGUCCUGGAGAUGAAUCAAAAUGAUACAUCAGAGAACGAUCUUGAAACUGCAAAGUCACUUCCCGAGGCCUUUUUGAAAAAACUUAUGAUGCUGAAUGCAAAUGCUAGAAGUGUCAAAUGUGUGUCCCAUGAUGUGGACUCAGAUAAGAGCAAUGCCAUCAAUCCCUUGGACCUGAUAACAGCACUGUUUCUCUGUUCAGAUAGCUUUCUGCACCAGAACAUAGUUCUGAAAAUGUCACUCUGCCAGUUUGCUGUACCGCUCUUGCUGCCCAACAAUGAAACAGGAGAAAUCACAAUGAUGCUGUGGGCUAUGCGUGAAAUUGUCCAAACCUUCAGACCCUCCAAAGAGGCAUUCAGAAAGUUGAAGUGUGAAGAAAGACUUGUGCUCUCUGAUAUUCCUUUGGUGUCAUUUGUCAGGCUGGGGAAGAUGGUUUCAUCCAAGUCUCAGAUACUGAAUGAACUGCUUAGCGACAAUCAGCAGCAACAUGACAGAUUUUUUCAUCGUCACAUGGCAUUUGGUGAUGUCCCCAGGAGAAUUUCAGACGGGCUGGUUGAAAUCAGCUGGUAUCUCCCAAGCGGGAACAGGAACAUAGACAAAUUCACUGAGCCAGUGGCCAUCACCAACCUCAGGGGAGACAUCAGGGCUUUUGACAAGCAGUUCUCAUUCCUCUGUCAGACAUCUGCAGCUGUUUACAUCUUCUGUGAUGAAUCAGAAGCAGAUUCCUUCAACAGUCUGAAAGGAAGAGAUGUGAAAGGAAAAGUCUUUGUGAUUAGCAGCAAAAAGGGGAAAAACUUUACACUCAAAAUAAUGACUUUGAAACCAAGCUUAAAGACAACUAAUCUGACUCAGAAGAAAAAGACGGACACAGAGCUGAUAAAAGCCAUCCAGGAAUCUAUCUGUAAGAUUCUAGAAAAAUGUCCAGACAAAGUGCAGCUGGCAAAUCUGGCCGACAGAGCUCACUGCAGUGGGAUCCUGGUUGAUGAGGAUACUGAUGAAUGUCAGAGUGCCAGGAAGAAUGCAAAUAAAAUCACCACGCAUAUCGCUAACAUCCCCAAAUUCAAAGACAAACAACUGCCUAGCCAGGGACACAUCUGGAAAGCUCUUUCGUGGCUGGAAAAUGAGUGGUGGAGACUGCGAAAAGUUGGCAAUCAGAACAUUGAGGACUACCGCAAAUCACUGAAAACAAAAGAAAAAGACCUUAGAAGGAAACAACAAAGAUUUGAGAUGACAGCUGCAAUGUCAGACUUCUUUCACGGGGUGGUCACCUCAGAAGUGCAACGUUACUAUUUCCUCAAAUGGCUUGAAAUAGAUUUGGACAAUCUGUUCCGGCACCAGCUGUCAGCUCUGCGGGAGCGUUACAAAGAGCAAUGCCAGAAAUUUCCCCAAGAAAAAGAACAAAUUGCAGAGAUCGACAAGCAAAUGUCUGCUUGUUCUUUACACCUGGAACACUUUUUCCGAGAGUGUGGGCAGCUAUAUGAAUGUGCCAGUUACCUGCCAGAAUACAGUCGUCAAAGAAAAACCAUGGAUCAACUACCUGCACUGUGUGCUCAGAUGCUGCUGGAUGGUUUCCCUGUGGAGCUUGUUGAUGGAGAUGCAGCAAACAUCCCGAUGAAGUGGAUCAAGGAGGUCCUAACUGAACUUCACUACAUUAUGAAUUCCAACAGUAAACUCAAGGUCAUUACAGUCAUCGGAGCUGAAAACUCAGGAAAAUCAACUCUGCUCAACACCAUGUUUGGGGUCAGGUUUUCCACUAGCAGAGGUUGCACCAGAGGAGCUUUCAUCCAGCUGAUCAAUGUCAGUAAAGACGUCAGGAAGGAACUGGGGUGUGACUGCAUCCUGAUCAUCGACACCGAGGGACUGAAACCACAUCAGAUGGCUCAAGAUGAUCAUAGCCAUGAGCGUGACAGGGAAGUGGCAAGCCUCGCUGUGGCGCUUAGUGACGCCACUAUUGUCAGUGUUUGCAUGGACAACUCCAGAGAGAAAGAGGUCUUGGAGAUUGUGCAGCACGCUUUCACAAGGCUGAAGGAUGUGGACAAGAAGCCACUGUGUCAUUUUGUGCAUAUUAACAUGUCUGACAUGCCUCCUGCAGAGAGGAAGAAGAGAGAUAAGGAGUUAGUGGAACAGCUCAAUGAAAUGAUCCGGAGGGACACUAAUUUGAUGAAGGCCAACAUCAUGAAGAUCUCAGAUGUGAUGGAGUUCAAUCCAGACUUUUGCAGCUGGUAUGUUCCUCCCCUUUGGGAUGGGAUACUGCCAAUGGCUCCUUUCAGUGUUGACUACAGUGAGACUGUGCAUGCUUUCAAAAAACAGCUGAUAGGGGACCUCAAAAAGUGUCAAGAAAGAGGUGAUCUGACACAUUUUGUCGGGAGGUUAGAAAGCUUCUGGAAAGCUCUAUGAGAAAUGUAGAUUCAUCUGAGGAAAAAGGCAGGAGAGUGAUGUGAACACAGAAAGGGGGAAGCAGAAUAAUUUCAUAACAGAAGCAAGUUUUGGUUUCAUAUAAAUCAAUAAAUAAUUCAGUAAAAUGAAAUCCAGGUCAUUUGAAAAUAGAAAUAAGGGAAAUGUGUCUGUUUUUUCAACUUCAUAUGAAUGAACUGGACGGUAAAAAACUUUGUUAUACUUCAUUUCUUUUAUUUACAGUGCAAUUUUUUAAACAUCUGGCCCAUUGAACACUGUACAAAUAAAACAUUAAACAUGUAUAUAUGCUUGCAAAAAAUAUACUUUGAGACAGUCUGUCAGUCAGUUUCCACCUGAACAGGGAAAGAAGUAUGGACAUUCAUUUGAAGUGUAUAGAUGUGUAGUAGACACCAAAAAACAUCCUAUUAGUGUUAUCAAAUCUGUAUCAAAAAGAUAUUUGACAUCUAAAUCUUACAGCAUCUGUAAAAAUUUUAAUUGCCUAUGUAGAAUUAUAUCAAAAGUGCACAUCUGACAGGCCGCCUGAAGAAAAAGCUAAAAUAAUUGAUAUGUUGUGAAUUCAUGUGGUAGUUUGUACAAUAAAGAUGUAUAUAAUAUAAUCUCAAUUAUUAUUAAGAAAGCACUCACUUUUGCUAUUUAUACUACAACAAUAUCACAGUCACAAACAUAAUAGUUAAAUCCAAAUUUGGAUUGAAGAUUUUAGAUGUGGCAUUAUUGAUAUUCUUAUAAUAAGUCCUCACAUUUAUAUUAAUGUUACAUCUGACUUUAGAUCCAAGUCCAAGUAAUUUGGUAAACUAGAUAUUUAAAGGGUCAGUUCAAUCAAACUAUGUAAAAACAUAUUUGCUCACUUACCUCUAGUGGUAUAUAGCCAUGUAGGUGGAUUUGUUUUCAUUUGUCUGUGUUUUGAGCUAUCAAUCUCUGAUUUGCUGUUCACUUUUUUAAAUAAAAAUGUAAUUCUUCAAUGCUAUGAGCAGAACAAAACAAAGUCAAUUUAUCACCAUUGUAUUGGGUUGGGACAACUAAACCC